This is a messenger RNA of Macrosiphum euphorbiae (potato aphid), 981 nucleotides long. NCBI's taxonomy places the organism in Eukaryota, Metazoa, Arthropoda, Insecta, Hemiptera, Aphididae. The record is from the annotation of a GenBank genome assembly.
AUGUCACACUUUGAAACUGGUAGUGAGAGUAGCGAGACUGAUGAAACAUUUAUUGACGAAUUGUUUGAAGCUGUAAAAGGUAAGUCAAAACUAAAAGAAAUUAGAAGAUACACAAAAAAAGUAAAUGUGGAAGAUUGCAAUUUAGAUAAUAUUAAUAUAAACGACAUUGAAGCAUUUGAGUUCAUUGAUGAUAACCAUACUCUUAAUGAUUGUAAUAUUCUUAAUGUUAGUGAUCAAAAUGAAAUUGUUAAUUUAAAUUACUUGAAAAAUGAUUCACAAAGUUGUGUCCAAACUAUUGAAGACUGUAAUAUUACUGACGGUAUUAAUGAAAUUGAUGAUUGUAAUUUUCUUAAUGUUGGUAAUCAAAAUGAAAUUGUUAAUUUAAAUUACUUGGAAAAUGAUUCACAGCAUUUUGUCCAAAUUAUUGAAGACUGUAAUAUCACUGAUGGUCGUAAUGAAGUUGAUGAUUGUAAUGUUAUUGAUGUUGAUAAUCAAGGUGAAAUUGAAAAUUUAAAUGAAUGUGAAUAUGAUCUGCAAAAUAUUGGAAGGAAACGGAAUAUUAGUCCAAAUCCCAAGUCAUGGAGUAGGAACGAAAACAAAUCAAAACGAGUUAGAGGUGAGGAAUAUAUGGGUUAUAGACGAAAAGAAAAAACAAGUACUAAUAAUAUAAUACAUGACACAUUAAGAGGUGAAAGAAAAAUUGGUCCAACUUGUACAUCUAAAAUUUGUGAAAAGUGGAAAACUAGAAAUUGUUCAACUAUCAAAGAUGACGACCGUCUACAUAUUUUUAAUAGUGUUUGGAAAAAAAUGCCAUCGUGGAAGGAAAAACAAAUUUUUGUUUUGUCAUUAGUAAAUAAAAUAAUUUCUAAACAGAGAACUUCAUUAAGUGUGACAUCCCGUAGAAAUGGAACUUUUAUUUAUUAUUUAAAAGUAGGAAAUAACAAAUUAUUUGUAUGCCGUGGUAUGUACUCUAGGCCUUAA